GUAGUGAAGGCUGCUCUUUAUCCUGCAUUGUAAAGUAAAACUUGUCUUUUUAGAAACGUAUACUGAAAAUUGGUGCAUCUCCUGUGCUUCUUUAGGGUGUAUUAGGAAACUGGGCCGGCCACUGUCAGGAUUGUCCUGUCGGUAGGUCGGGAGGGAAAGAAACGUGAGCGAAACUUAUCCUCCCAAAUAUUUUCCUGCCGAGGUGCUUUUCGAGCUGCCUCUUAGGUGACUGCUUUUCUUUUCUGAAACAAAGUAAAAACUACAGGUAGAAAUCAAGAAAGUCUCUCAGACUUCUGGCCAGGCAACCUUUUUAACGUUUUUCUGUAUGCGAACUGGUACGAAUGAAAGACUGGAAUUUGAAAAAAAAGGUUUUGAUGUGGAUUCAUGGCUACAGAAUAUCCAGGCAGCUAGGGAGCAUAAAAGCUGCUUUCCAAAUUUAGAUGGCAAUUUUAGAUGUGAUGCAGGAUGUCAACUAUUCUCAAGUGUGCUAAAGUCCAAUUCUGCUGACCGAGCAUCUACACAAAUGACCAGGCAGUCUCUUCAGAGUCAUCUUUAUGAAGUGUAAAAAGUGGAUGGUGGCUCACAUGUCAAAGGAUGGCACGGUCACGCUCUAGAUCCCCCAGGUGGAGGCACAGGUCUUUAUCACCAGUACCUAGAAAUUCUGAACACUACAAGCAAAGACCUGAGCAUUAUGGCUAUGAAUAUCGGAAGGAUCCAAAAAGACCCGUCACUUGGAGAAUGGACAAUGAGAAACAUGGACAGAGUAAACCAAGGAUUCCUUCUCGUGAAACUCUACAUUACCGAUCUUAUGAACAUAGAUCGUCUUCCCCAAACAUAAGAAGAAACUCUUUAGAAAAUUUUUAUACUUAUAAGCCUCCCCAAGUGUAUUUACCAGGAAGAGGGGAUGAUAGUAACAGAAGAUCUCAGUAUAUGCCCAAAUACUCAGAAGGUGUACUCUACAAGGAGCACCAGAGGAAUUGUUAUCCCCAGAAAGUGCAAGGAAGGUAUUUUCCUGAUGACCACAGAGUUAGAGGAAGUGGAAAAGGAGGGAAACCACCUCUGAGGUCAAUAGCAGAUUCUUUUAGAUUCGAAGGACAGUGGCAUGAAGAUGAAUUGAGGCACCAGAGGAUACAAGACGAAAAAUAUUCUCAGUCACUUAGAAGAGGCUCUGAAGAUUUUGAGAAAAGGAGCUCUUUUCAGACGAGGUAUCCUGAGGAUCGUGAUUUCAGAAAAUAUGGACACACAUCAAAAAGACCUCAAGACGUGGAGAGGUAUGAAAACAGAGAGCCUGCCAGGAGCCCGCAGUGGAAGUCCAGGCAUUUUCUCCCUUCUUACCAAGAGAAGAAAGAUCAGUGGAACCUCGGACCCCAGACUCUUCGAUAUGCUCCGAGGGAAUUCCCAGAGACCAGUUCAGCAGCCAAGGUAUCCUGUGACUAUCGCCACAAACAUCGUAAGACCUCAGAUGGGGACCAGGACUUUUAUGAUGGAAGAAUUCAGAAGUACUCUAAGGAGGAAGAUAGAAAAUUCGGUUCUCAAAAAGGCCCUGUAAAUAGAGAGUCCGAUUGCUUUAAUGCUGGAAGAGGGAGAGAGGCUGAAGGUGGGCAAGUCAAAGAGCCUUUUAAGCCAUCUAAGAAAGACUGCACUGCCUGCGCUCAUUCAAAUAAAAGCGACGUUGGUUUGAGACCCUGUAAUGACAAACGGAAGGACAGAAUAAAGAAAGAAGGGGCUGGCAGAAAAGAGAGCAACUCUUCCCAUAACCGACUUGAUAAGAGUAAAAAACUUUCUGACUCGAAACCUUCAUCUGCCGUUCUUAGGAAGAAAUCACUCACAGUUAAAGUAGAUGUGAAGAAAACAUCCAGGGUUGCUUCUAGCUAUUCCACAGAGAGACAGAUGUCACAUGAUUUGGUUGCUGUUGGCAGGAAAAGUGAAAACUUUCAUCCACUGUUUGAACAUCUUGACUCAACUCAGAAUACUGAAAACAAACCUACAGGAGAAUUUGCUCAGGAAAUCAUAACUAUAAUCCAUCAAGUUAAAGCAGAUAAUUUUCCAUCACUUGGAAUUACUCUACAUGAGCGUUUCUCAAAAAUGCAAGUUACACAAGCUGCAGAUGUAAAUGAAUUUAAAUUGAACUCAGAUCCAGAAAUUCACAGGAGAAUAGAUAUGUCUUUGGCCGAGCUUCAGAGUAAACAAACUAUGGUAUAUGAUUCAGAACAGACUCUGGUCAAAAUAAUAGAUCCAAAUGACCUACGACAUGACAUUGAAAGAAGGAGAAAAGAGCGGUUACAGAAUGAAGAUGAGCACAUUUUUCACAUAGCUAGUGCUGCAGAGAGGAGCGAUCAGCAUUCCAGUUUUUCAAGGUUGAAGAAUACUCAUGUUGAUGGAUUCCAAAAACCUACAUGUUUGGUAAAAUCAAAUUUUAGAAAAUUUAUUCAGAAACCUUACUUGAAUUAUCAUACUAUGCAGAGAAAAGACGUCAUUACUCACAAACCAUUUGGAAUUGAGGGAAACCAUCAAAAUACAAGAGGCUUUAGAAGAACUUUUAAGACCAACUUUAGAGGUGGCAUGUUUCAGCCCCAGUAUAAAUCAGGCCUAGUACAGAAGAGCUUGUGCAUUCAGGCUAAAUAUCAGCGUUUACGGUUUGCUGGUCCAAGCGGAUUUAUCACUAAUAAAUUCAGAGAAAGAUUACUGAGGAAAAAAAAGGUGCUGCUUCUCUUCCUGUCUCAUAUGGCAAGUUUCUUUGCAGCAGAUCUUCUAGGCAUUCAUCCCCAGUCACAGGUGGCAGCCUGGCUGUUCUCAGGGAAGCUGGUCAUUGAUCCCCACUCGAGGAGGAAGGGUGAGGCAAGCCUUUUCCUCAACUGCAAGGUUGGGUUUCAGAUGAUUUGGGGCUCCUGAGUGCUUACUUGACUGUCUGCCUCAGCCUGCAGUUUCUGUAUGCUCAUUGAACUUGCUCCAUUUCCUCAUCCUUUUCUUUGCCUCAGCUUGCCCCAUUCCUGCUGGCCGCCCAGUUCUUCCAGACCACAUUGCCCGCCAGCCUCACUUAACAACCAGUAGAAACCAGACAUCAAGCCUUCAUCUUAGGACAUAACAAGUGUGUCCUAGAAAGAGCCACAACCUGCUAUGGGUCUCCAGGCUUCAGGGCCUAGGCUUUUUGUGUCAUCUAGAAUGUAGCAGUUGCUGUUAGGUUCCUGGGCAGAUCACAGCCUCGCCUUCCUCUUGCCUUUUGCUGCCAACUGAGAGCUUUAGAAGUCGUCGCCACACGCUAGAUUUUUAAAGAGCCAGUGUCUACUACUCUUUUUCUUGGGCCUACCAUUCUGGAUGCUGCUUCCUAGAUGUUCGUGUUGUAGCUACUUUGACAUGAGCUUUUCCAGCCUGGCUACGUUCAGUACCUGCAAGCAAGGCAUAGCCAGGCUUUGUAUAGAUUUGUGUUUGAACUAGGCCCACCUCUAUGAGCAUGGCGUGAAAUCAGGCACCCUACUAUUAGCACCCUUCUGAACAGUUGGGCUCCACACUCUCCUAACCUUUAGGGAAAGGAAUGAGGCAUCACAUCUGCUCUGUUUCUGCCAAGGUCUGAACUCAGGUACUUUUUAAAAUCUUAUUAGUUAUCUAUUUCAUACAUAUUAGUGUAUCCAUGUCAAUCCCAGUCUCCCAAUUCAUCCCACCACCCCAUCACUACCACUCUCCCCCCUUGGUGUCCAUACGUUUGUUCUCUACAUCUGUGUCUCAAUUUCUGCCCUGCAAACCGUGAACUAAGGUACUUACAGCUUACUUGGCCUUAGAGCUGUCCUAGUAGUAUUGUGCUACCCUGGAAUCCCAUUCCAUAUGUACAGACUGACAAUUUAGACCUAUUACUCCAUUUUACCUUGGCUUUCAUGCCCUAAAGAAAAGAAGUGAAGGCCUGGAAUCUUUGGUUUCUUCCAGUGUUGCCUCAUCCCAAGCUUUAGCAUUGGGGGGGAACUUUGAAGGUCCUGCCCUGGAGAGAAGUCUUAGUCCAGGCAGCAUCUGUACCCUGCUUUGGCUUUUUGUCCUACUAAGGAGUUGAUUGUUUUCAUUAUUAGACCACCAACUAGAUUAAGGAUGCAUGGUUAAUUAAUUAAUCUAGGUGUCCUGGAACUUCUUGAACCUGAAAUUAGAUAUGAACCUAUGUAUUUCCACAUGCCUCAAAGUCCACCAGGAAAGUUUAGACUGGUCUUGUCUGGAUUCCUCACUCCCCCACCAUAUUGAAAUGUCUGGGCUGAUCAGUCAUGGCUUGAAUUUCUUAUAAUGUUCAUCUAUAAUAUAGUCUGGUUACUGUGCCAUCAGACAUGUGCUUCUUGUGUCCAGUGCCAAACAGCUUCCGGGAAGAGUUGGGGAGAUCCUAGAUGUGCUCCUGAUGUGUCCUCUUGUCCACUUACCAGAAUAAUCGUGGCCUCCCUAGAACUGAAUUAGCUCCCCAGCUGCCUACAAUGGAGUAAGAUUCCCAAGCAGUAUUAGUAAAGUACAGAACUAAAAUGCUUCCUCCUCAUUCAUCAUGCACUUGUCAUAUUAACCCCAUUCUGGUGCCCAAAUUCCAUUUUAUUAUGUUUCCUUUCUCUUGGAUUCUGUGCUUGGGGUGGAAGAUGAGGAGAUGGGAGAAAUGUCUCUUACCCCCUGGAAAGAAGCUUGUCUUUUAUCCACUGUCAUUCACAAGCGCCCCCAUGAAAUAUUCUCUGCUCAUCAUAGAAGGUUUUCAGAAACUCUUGAGGGUCUGACUAUGUACCAGACUAGGAUGGAGAACCUAUUCAGAAUUCGUGAAGCCCCCACUGGGAACAUUGCCUCUGAAAAACUUUUAGCAAUUGUAUGUUUGGUCAGGAAAACAUGGAGUUCCUCAGCAUCCUAGACUCUCCAGUAGUCCCCUGGUACCUGUCAGCUCGGUGCCUACCAGAGCUCUGCCCCUGCAUAGAAAGGGGGGAAGGAGAGAGCAGAAAGACACUGUGAGAAGGAAGUUAGAGACUGGGAUUCAUGGCUUUUGGGGUUGAAAAAAACCAUUAAAGACAUGGGGUACAAAGAUAGAACAGGAACCAAGAUCAGAUGAAUCAGCAAGAACCUGUUAUACUGCUGCUGUGUUCCUCGAGCUGAAGGAUGCUGGGGCACAAAAGAAGUGAUUAUUGUGAUGGUUGCACAACUCUGUGAAUGCACUAAAAACCAUUGAGUUGUACACUUUAAAUGGGUGAACUGUAUGGUAUGUGGAUUAUAUCUCAGUAAAGCUGUUAAAAAUAAAAUAGCCCUUGCUCUCCUCCCCAGACCACUGAUAUCUCCUCAGGGUCUGUAGCUCUCACAGCUAGCCAGCCAAGCUAGAAACUUGUCAUACUAACCCUCCCAGUUUUCCUUCUGACUGCGAUUAUCACAGGUGUUCUUAUUUGUAUCACUCAUCCAUUGCUCCAUCCAAUUCAUUCAUUUUAAUAGCCGCAUAUCAUUCCACUCUAUGGAUGUCUUAUUUAUUUCAGUGCUUUUCAAACCUCUUUUGCUUACAUACCCUAAAAUUAUGAAAAAUUAUCUACCUCCUUGUACAUUUUUAGGUUGGUAUCUAAUACUUUUUAAUCAUAAGUUUAACUUGUUAUAAAGGAUAGAAUUUCUGGCAUAUUUUAAAUAGAGAGUCUUAAAUAAAACUGUUACAUCAUUGUUUUAAAUCUCUUCAGUGAACCUGCACACCACAGGAAUUUGGUAACUAACAUCCAUUUUUUAAAGCAUGCAGACGAGCUCUUUUAACAAGUGGGAAAUAUUACAUCAUUCUUUUUUUUGCCUUGAAUUUGGAUUCCAUUCUGUUUGCCCCAUAGACUUUUUUUUUUUCUUUCUUUCUUGCGGUACGCGGGCCUCUCACUGUUGUGGCCUCUCCCGUUGUGGAGCACAGGCUCCGGACGCGCAGGCUCAGCGGCCACGGCUCACGGGCCCAGCCGCUCCGCGGCAUGUGGGAUCUUCUCGGACCGGGGCACGAACCCGUGUCCCCUGCAUCGGCAGGCGGACUCUCAACCACUGCGCCACCAGGGAAGCCCUGCCCCAUAGACUUUUAUUUUUGAAAGUCUUUUAUUGCUCACCAAAUCAAAUUUGACACAUAAUAUUAAUAGAUUUCUGUGACUCUUAGGUGUUAAAUAUUUCCUCUGGAUUGAAUGACCAUUACAGUUGAUCAAAAUAACGUAAAUGUAUUACAGAUUUUGUUAAGUAUUGAUCAGACAAAAGUUUUAUUGGAAAUGCAUUUCUCUUUUCAAUUAGUUUGGGUAGUCAUAGAUAAAUAUUACUUAUUAGCAAUAGAAUUAUAGUGUUCAAUUAUCAAUUCCAUUUUUUCUUUUUAUAAAUGUAAGUCCUGAGAAACCUUGUUUAUCUGAUUGUAUAGACUGGAAUGAAAGAACUUUUAUUAUAGCAAUGCCACUCCGUUCUUUGGACUCACACUGAAUUAUAGGCCAAAAAGUCACUUAGUGAUCUAGCCUCAAAAAGUAUUUUGAAUGUUCUUUUACUGACAGCUUGAUUUUGUCCUCCUACAAUUAAACGAAAGCAAAGAAAUGGAAAGCAUCCGACUUGCAGAAGUAUGCUGUUUAUUACUAGCUGCUAGGGUUGGUUCACUUUCUUGGCACCAUCACCAGUAUUUCCAAUUUCCCCCUCUUUUGGGGGGGUUCCCCAGGUAAUGCAAAGUACUAAGAUUCAGGAUGAGAAGGUGUAUCUUCCUAGUAUAAAAGUGGGAGGUAGGGAAUCAGCCUUAACCGAUUGUACAGGCAGGUUAUUUUGGAAAGCAAACAUUGAGAAUUUGAAGAUCUGGCAAUUGAUUCCCUCCAAACUGUCUGUACCCACAUACCCACUGGAAAGUCUUCAUAUACCCCUAAGGGUAUGUGUAACCCAGUUUGAUGAUUACUGACUUACUUAACCAAGCGUCUGUUCAUGACUUCAGGAUAGUUUACAGGUUUUCAUUAUUUCUGUUAAACCACUGUGCACACUGACAUUUUGGUACCUUGCCAUAGCUCCCUUUUUACUCAUUUUUGUUCUUGCCAGAAGUACAUGAAAGUUCCUGUUUGCCUGCACCCUAGCCAGCACUCCACAUUAUUAAUCUUUAUUAUCUGUUGUCAGUUUAAUAGCAGGAGGUAGUUCUCAUUUGCCUUUCUUCAGUUAUUAAUGAUGUGAACAUAUUUUUUAUAUGUUAUUUGUCAUUUGUAUUUCUUCCCUCAAUUUCCUUAGUUCUGUGUUUUACCAGUGUUUCUGUUGAGGGUUGGUACUUUUUCUUACUGAUUUUUAAGAGCUCUUGAUUUACUGAGGGUAUUAACCUAUCAUAUAUUUUGCUCCUAUUUAUUUCAUGUUAGUUGGCUGUUUAUGGUGGCUUUUACAUUACAGAACUUGUAAAUUUUCAUGAACCUGUCAGGUUAAUCCUAUAUGGCUUUUAGAUUUCAUAUCAUGUUUAUGCUUAUAAAAAUUCCUUACUGUGUUUCCUUUAAAUGGUUUUAUGGUUACUUUUUUCAACAUAUAAAUACUUGUUCCUUUUAGAAUUUGUUUUUACGAUACAAUAUAAGGGCAGGAUCUGAUUUUUUUCCCAGUAGAUAGUCAAUUUUUCUAAAACUGCUUGUUGAGUAAUUUGUCCUUUCCCCACUGAUUGAAAAUGCCACCUUUACUGUAUGCUACAUUCUUAGGUAUUCCUGGUCUGUUGGGGGAAUCUUCAGAGCCUCUAACUUGCUCCCUUGCCUCCUGUGAUUUGCUUAUUCCGUCCCUUCACAAGUAACACAGUUAUUGUCCCAAAACACAGUCUGAGUCAUAUCACUCUUGUGCAGACACCUUCCAAGGAUUCUGUUGCCUAUAAAAAAAGAGACCAGACUUGUUAGCCAGGUCCAGCCCUAAGCUGCCUUUCUAACCACAUUUUUCCAUGCACCACCCUCUGUUUUUUGGAGCAUAAUAUAUGUUUUCAUGUAUUUUUUAAAAAAUUAUUUCUUUUAUUUUUGGCUGCAUUGGAUCUCCGUUGCUGCGCGCAGGCUUUCUCUAGUUGUGGUGAGCGGGGGUAUUCUUCGUUGCAGUGCGCGGGCUUCUCAUUGCAGUGGCUUCUCUUGUUGCGGAGCACGGGCUCUAGGUGCACAGGCUUCAGUAGUUGUGGCACAUGGGCUCAGUAGCUGUGGCUCGCAGGCUCUAGAGCGCAGGCUCAGUAGUUGUGGCGCACGGGCUUAGUUGCUCCGUGGCAUGUGGGACCUUCCCAGACCAGGGCUCGAACCCGUGUCCCCUGCAUUGACAGGCGGAUUCUUAACCACUGCGCCACCACGGAAGCCCGUUUUCAUGUAUUUCUGUCUUUGUUCCUGACGUUCUCUUGGCUAGAGAUAGCCUCCUGAUCCCCAUUCUUUUCUUAUUAAACCCUGCUUUCCUUUUAUGAUCCACUGUAAAGCCUUACCAAAGCCCUCUCUUUAGCUCUUGUUUCAUUUGGUCUCUAACUGUUGCUGUUUACCUUCCUAUUUCCCCAAAUAGUUGAUCAACUCCUUGAGGACAGAGGGUACCUUAUUAGCGUCAUGUCUCCCCGUAUUACCUUUCAUAUAGUCUGUCUUUAAAAAUGCUUGUUGAAUGGAAUCUAAUCUAAUCAUACACACACACACACCCCCAUCCAUAGCUCUAAAAAGUUAGUGAACAGCAGCAAUUGUGUCAGGGGUCCCCAAGACCACCCCGGGUUCAGUGAUUCGCUAGGAGGACUCAGAGGACUCAGCAUGUGGUGGCGCUCGUAGCUGAGAUGUUCCAGCGGAAGGCUGCACAGCACAAUCCGCACGGGGGAUUGGCACACGGGCGAGUCCAGAGGACACCAGGUGCAGGUUUCCAAGAGUCCCCUCCCAGUGGAGUCACACAGGAUGUGCCUGAGUCCCCCAGCAACGAGCUGCGACAACACGCGUGAAAUGUUGCCAACCGGGGAGCGUCGUUAGAGACUCAGCGCCCAGCGCUGGUCACGUAGGCACCCCCUGCCAGGCACGUACCACAUUCCAGACUCAGAGCAAGAAAGCAGGUGUUCAGCAUAGACCAUGUUGUUUGCACAAUUUAUGCACUCAUCAGUGGUGGGAACCCUCCUGAAAUCUAAGUUCUUAGAUGCCAGCCAAGGGCCCAACCUUAUAAUCAGGACUUUUAAACAAUAGCGGUCAGGUAUGCUAUAUUAACUCUUUUCUGCACAGCCAUAUUUUUGAAGAGCUUAUUUUCACAGAUGGUAAGUGCCUAGAGAGAGGUGGAAAGGAUCAGUGUGUUAGAAAUGGUCAGGGAAUGUAUGCUAAGUACUGUGAUUUCUACUCUCUUCACCAAAGAGGUAGGUUGUAAGCUGAGUCAUGGAGAGCAGGACUUAGAAUGGGCUACAGCCAAAGAUCCAUUUUUGGGAGUAGAAUGUGGAGUUGGGUAGAGACAGGGGUAUGCAAAUUACAGAGGACCUCGAAAUCUGGGUAGAAUAUAGAGGAUGUGAUGUGGUGACAGUAGGACAUCUUCCUGGACUGAGAAGGAGAAAGUGGUGUUUGAGGCUGAUGGCUGGGUGAGCAGGUUCUGGGAGGAGGCGAGGUGCAGGAAGAUCAACAAGGAAACGGUUGACUCAAGUGUCAAGUUAUGAAAACCUAGAGGAGGGUGAUGCUCGUAUGUCUAGUUCAGCAUUCUGCUUAAAAUAGGUUUUCAAAUAAUUGGAAGAAUGCAGGGAUCAAUCCGAGAGGUAGUGUAGAAGAAGCCAUGUCAAGGGUGAAUGUGAUGAAUAAUUCCACAUUUUUAUAAACAAGAUAUUUCCGUUGAAAAAGUUUUUCAGAAUUAUUAUAGUUAGCGUUUCCUUUUACAGUUGUUAGUAGGCAACAGAUAUUUUAUUUGAAGAUCAAUGUAAAUGAUGUUUAUAUUAUAUAAUGAGUAAAGAAAUAGGAUACAAUGUAUUCUGGCUCUGUUUAAAGGAAUAAUGUUGACAAAAAUAUAUAUGCAUGUAUUUUGAACAUUUCAUUAACCAAAAUAGAAAGAAGAAUUUUCUAUCAGUACUGUUUUUGUUUGGAAUUAAACAUUUCCAUACUAAUAUAAGUGCCAAAAAAUAAAUCAACUUUUAAAUUU
Molecule: messenger RNA, 10020 nt
Organism: Physeter macrocephalus (sperm whale)
Lineage: Eukaryota; Metazoa; Chordata; Mammalia; Artiodactyla; Physeteridae
Gene: BCLAF3
Product: BCLAF1 and THRAP3 family member 3
Exons: 14
Coding region: 595-2892 (765 amino acids)
Biological process (GO): positive regulation of transcription by RNA polymerase II
Cellular component (GO): mediator complex
Molecular function (GO): transcription coregulator activity; DNA binding
Source: RefSeq, a predicted model, not a curated record